Marmota monax (woodchuck) is the source of this 3535-nucleotide messenger RNA. It is a transcript of the gene Col10a1, whose product is annotated as collagen type X alpha 1 chain. Gene Ontology annotation, molecular function: protein binding. The transcript is spliced from 3 exons. The coding region runs from base 267 to 2309 and encodes 680 amino acids. Lineage: Eukaryota; Metazoa; Chordata; Mammalia; Rodentia; Sciuridae. The record is from RefSeq and is a predicted model, not a curated record.
AAUCAGAAGGCAGACCAUCAUUCGGUAGCCAGCAUAUGAUUCAGCAGAGCUUUGUAUAAAAAGUAUAAAGUUCAAAAACAACCCAAAAGGGCUCUUGGAAGUAGAGGACGGUCUCACCCUUCCUGGAAUUGCAACCGAGAGCAUCCAUGAACUUCUGACUGUGUGUUACAGAAGAGCACACCAGCAUGACAGAGUUGUGACUUUUACAGAGCAGCCAACAGCAAGCACUUAGGGAUUCUCAGCAAAUACAGAAUCCACCUGAGAAUAUGCUGCCACAAAUCACCCUUUUGCUGCUAAUGUCCUUGAAUUUGGUUCAUGGAGUGUUUUAUGCUGAGCGAUACCAAACACCCACUGGCAUAAAAGGCCCACCACCCAACACCAAGACCCAGUUCUUCAUUCCCUACACCAUAAAGAGUAAAGGUGUAGCAGUAAGAGGGGAGCAAGGUAUUCCUGGCCCACCAGGCCCUGCAGGACCUCGAGGGCACCCAGGUCCUUCUGGACCACCAGGAAAACCAGGCUAUGGAAGUCCUGGACUCCAGGGAGAGCCAGGGUUGCCAGGACCACCAGGACCAUCAGCUACCGGGAAACCAGGUGUGCCAGGACUCCCAGGAAAACCAGGGGAGAGAGGACCAUAUGGACCAAAAGGAGAAGUUGGACCAGCUGGUUUACCAGGACCACGGGGACCACCAGGGCCUCCUGGAAUCCCUGGCCCAGCUGGAAUUUCUGUGCCAGGAAAACCUGGACAACAAGGACCUGUAGGUGCCCCAGGACCCAGGGGCUUUCCUGGAGAAAAGGGUGUGCCUGGAGUCCCUGGUGUAAAUGGACCGAAAGGAGAAACAGGGUAUGGUGCUCCUGGCCGCCCAGGUGAGAGGGGCCUUCCAGGCCCUCAGGGUCCCAUGGGACCACCUGGCCCUCCUGGAGUAGGAAAAAGAGGUGAAAAUGGGUUUCCAGGACAGCCAGGCAUCAAAGGUGAUCGGGGUUUUCCAGGAGAAAGGGGACUGGCUGGCCCACCAGGUCCCCAAGGUCCUCCUGGAGAACGAGGACCAGAAGGCAUUGGAAAGCCAGGAGCUGCUGGGGCUCCAGGUCAGCCAGGGAUUCCGGGGGCAAAAGGUCACCCUGGAGCUCCAGGAAUAGCUGGGCCACCGGGAGCUCCAGGUUUUGGGAAACCUGGUUUACCUGGUAUGAAGGGACAAAGAGGACCUGCUGGCCUUCCAGGGGGUCCAGGUGCCAAAGGGGAACAAGGGCCAGCAGGUCAUCCUGGGGAGCCAGGUCUGACUGGACCUCCUGGAAAUAUGGGACCCCAAGGACCAAAAGGCAUCCCAGGCAACCAUGGUCUCCCAGGCCCUAAGGGUGAGACAGGGCCAGUUGGGCCUGCAGGACAACCUGGAGCCAGAGGAACAAGGGGUUCUCCCGGCUUAGAUGGAAAACCAGGGUACCCAGGAGAACCAGGUCUCAGUGGUCCCAAGGGUAAUCCAGGGUUACCAGGCCCAAAAGGUGACCCUGGAGUGGUAGGACCUCCUGGUCUUCCAGGCCCUGUAGGCCCAGCAGGAGCUAAGGGAGUGCCUGGACACAAUGGUGAGGCUGGUCCAAGAGGGGCUCCUGGAAUACCAGGUACCAGAGGCCCCAUUGGGCCACCAGGUAUCCCAGGAUUCCCUGGAUCUAAAGGUGAUCCUGGAAAUCCAGGUCCUCCUGGUCCAGCUGGCAUAGCAACUAAGGGCCUCAAUGGACCCACUGGACCACCAGGGCCUCCAGGUCCAAGAGGCCAUGAUGGACAGCCUGGUCUCCCAGGGCCUCCAGGACCCCCCGGGCCCCCAGGCCAAGCAGUCAUGCCUGAGGGCUUUAUAAAGGCAGGACAAAGGCCCAGUCUUUCUGGGAUGCCUCUUGUUAGUGCCAACCAGGGAGUAACAGGAAUGCCUGUGUCUGCUUUUACUGUUAUUCUCUCCAAAGCCUAUCCAGCAAUAGGUGCUCCCAUCCCAUUUGAUAAGAUUUUGUAUAACAGGCAACAGCAUUAUGACCCAAGAACUGGAAUCUUUACCUGUAGGAUACCAGGAAUAUACUAUUUCUCCUACCAUGUGCAUGUGAAAGGGACUCAUGUUUGGGUAGGUCUAUAUAAGAAUGGCACCCCCAUAAUGUACACCUAUGAUGAGUAUACCAAAGGCUACCUGGAUCAGGCUUCAGGGAGUGCCAUAAUCGAUCUCACAGAAAAUGACCAGGUGUGGCUCCAGCUGCCUAAUGCUGAGUCAAAUGGCCUGUACUCCUCUGAGUAUGUCCAUUCCUCCUUCUCAGGAUUCUUAGUGGCUCCCAUGUGAGCACAUUCUCAUGGAGCUAACUAAAUCUUCUGCUUGGAAAAGUGUUCCCCAACUCCAUCCCACCCCAUAAAACGCAUACAGAGGUAGACUGAAAAUAAUACAAUUUUAAUUUUCCAAAAUACACAUUUGAAUUUUUAGACCAACUAAUUUUCCCCUGGUAAAUAUAAGCAGCAAUGGUAAAUAUGUGAAGAUCCUCAUGAGUUUCUAGUCAGCAAUCCUAAGCCUCUUAAGAGAUUUUCUGUAAACUCCUUCAAUAUUUAAAAAUUUCUGCUAAGUUAACACAAAUUAUCACACAUAAAUACCCAGAAAUAGGCUUCUAAAUUACAUUAUAUUUGGUUUCAGAAAUGCUAACAACUAAUAUGAGAGCUUUUAGGAAACAUUUGGGAAGUAUCACAUAACUUAAUAGAACUUAAAUACUUGAAUAUUGAAAUUCAAGACACUGUAUACCCUAAGCUAUUUCAGAUGGUGCAUUAAUAUAAGGCUUAUAUGGCCCCUUUCAUUAAGAUUGAUUCAAAUAUAUAGGUGCAUGUAUGCUUUUUUUGAAGCUCUCAUAAGAAAUCAAAAUAUUGUGCUAAAAUGAAGGUGCUUUCGUUAUGAACUUUUCAAACUUUUUUGGGAUUGCAAAAGAGCUUUUUAAAUAUCCAGUAAAACCUGGAACAGGUGUCUGACCUAUUCUUAUUUAUUUAACACAAGCAAUUGAUUUGAUUUGAUCCCUUAACUGAGUCUUAUGUAAUAUCAUUGUGUGGGUUUAAAUAACAUUGGCAAAUGGAUCUUGUGCUUCUUAUUCUGGUGAAAUUAUAAUUAAUGUCAAGCAUUUCAAAAUCUGUUAGAAAUGAAAAGACAUUAUUUAUUUAUGCUCUGUACUGUAUUUUUAUAUUAUUGUUUAAAACUUUUAAGCUGUGCGUCACUAAAGCACGAAAUAUUUAAUCUACUCAUUUACAAAGCAAUAAAAUAACAUUAAAAGAUUUUUAUGCUGAAUUUACUUGAAAGUAACAAUUUGCUAUUUCAUCCAUGCUUUUAAGGCUAUUCAUUUUACAAAGUUAAUGAAGAGAAAAACAAUAAAGUGGUACGCAGCUUUUAUGAUUGUUAUCAAUUAUGUCCCUCUACUGAAGAUGGGCAUUCCAUAUCACUGGAACUCAAUGUGGACUGAGAAGAGGCACCCAUAAAAACCACGUGAGGCCUAGAAGCCAGGGUCAAGGGCUAAUAAGUGGGCACAGAGAAGUGAC